Messenger RNA from Rotaria sordida, 411 nucleotides. NCBI's taxonomy places the organism in Eukaryota, Metazoa, Rotifera, Eurotatoria, Philodinida, Philodinidae. The record is from the annotation of a GenBank genome assembly.
AUGACGAAAGAUAGAAUAAAAGAUUUACAAAAACCUCAUCCAUGGCCUCGUGUUGCGUAUAAAAAAAUUUCACGACAACAUCGAAGCCAUGAAUGGCAACAUACUACCAGUGAAUGUAGUAUCCCCCUUAAUCCCAAUGAAGCGGAUAGAGAACAUGCUGUGACUGAAUUUUUAGCUCAAAUUGAUUUAAUUCGAUUACUUAUUCAUAAAAUUAGAGAACUUACAGAAGAUGUUAAACGAAUUCAUCAAGAAAUGAUCGAACCUUUGUCUGAUCCACAACUUGGACAACAACUUGAUGAUAAAACUGCUGAUAUAAAAAACUUAGCACGCAAUAUUUCACAAAAACUACAAAAAAUUAUUGAACUGUUUAAUACAAAUUUACUUGAAAUUUCUACUACUUAUUAUAAUUAA